AGAAAGAGAGAGAGAGAGAGAGAACGAACAAUGGCUUGCUCAGCUGCUACUUCGGUGGCUGCUUUCGCAUCUUCGAAUCCAAAAGCUCGCGUUGCUUCCAAAACAUCAGUGUCUACUCAAUCGAUUUCCCUUUCCUCCUCCUUCUCCGGCAAACCCUUUGUGUCUCGUGUUGCCCGCUCCCUCUCCUCCCGCUCCAAAACACGCAGCUGUUUUGUCGUCCGUGCCGUAAGUAUACUUCCGCUGGUUGGAAACGUAGCUCCAAAUUUCGAGGCCGAAGCUGUUUUCGAUCAGGAAUUUAUUAAGGUUAAACUGUCCGAGUACAUAGGAAAGAAAUAUGUCAUUCUCUUCUUCUACCCACUGGACUUCACCUUUGUUUGCCCCACCGAGAUCACUGCUUUCAGUGACCGAUAUUCAGAAUUUGAGAAGUUGAACACAGAAGUCUUGGGUGUAUCUGUAGACAGUGUGUUUUCCCACCUUGCAUGGAUCCAAACGGAGCGGAAAUCUGGUGGUUUGGGUGAUUUGAACUAUCCGUUAGUUUCUGAUGUGACUAAAUCAAUCUCGAAAUCGUACAAUGUGCUGAUUCACGAUCAGGGGAUUGCGUUAAGAGGGCUAUUUAUCAUUGACAAGGAGGGAGUUAUCCAACACUCCACCAUCAACAAUCUUGGAAUCGGGCGUAGUGUUGAUGAAACACUGAGAACUCUCCAGGCUUUGCAAUACGUGCAAGAUAACCCCGAUGAAGUAUGCCCAGCUGGAUGGAAGCCCGGGGACAAAUCGAUGAAACCAGACCCUAAGCUUAGCAAGGACUACUUUGCAGCAAUUUAAGCUUAGUGAUUUCUGUACCAAGAAAUACAAUGUUGUCAUUUUUUUUUCGAUUUGAAAGUUUUGUUAUUGAGUUUUGACUAUUGUUUGGGAAUGAUAAUAAUAAUAAUAAUUGUAUGUCCAAAUUGAAUGCUGCAAUAAACUUCCCUGAUUUGGCUGCUCUCUU
Messenger RNA from Erythranthe guttata (spotted monkey flower), 985 nucleotides. NCBI's taxonomy places the organism in Eukaryota, Viridiplantae, Streptophyta, Magnoliopsida, Lamiales, Phrymaceae. The record is from RefSeq and is a predicted model, not a curated record.